AUGAAUUAUAAUGCAUCAUUAUGUGUCAUAACAGGAGAACUACACGUCCCGUUAGAAGUGUGUGGUGCCGUGGUGAAGCGAGAGUUGGACUACUGGCAGGUGAACCAGUACUGUAUCAAAUCGUGUUGCUGGCGACACUACCGUUCCUACAUCGAGAACAAAGCCAUCCUUGACUCCUUCAACCGUAGUCUGGAGAAAGAGCGAGUCCAAAUCAACAUCAAUGAAUACGAAGGAUGGAGGCGGCUUCAGAUGAAAGUUUGGCUUAUUCUGGAACAUCCACGGACGUCACGCAUUGCCAUGGUAUAUGGCGUAGUGUCUCUAUUGUUUGUCGUGGUCUCCAUCCUUGGUUUUUGCCUGGAGUCACUUCCAAUGUUAAAGAAGCCUUUAAAAAACACCACCUUUAACGGAAAUGCUACCGGGGGAUGUGAGGACUCUACUACGCAAGUUAUGACUCAAAACGAGGCUCUCAAUAUCCUUGAUAUUAUAUGUACUGUCUAUUUUACAAUCGAACUAGCAAUCAGAUUCUGCUUUGCCCCAGAGAAAAUGCAAUUUGUUCGCUCUAUGAUGAAUAUCAUCGACCUGUUAGCUUUAGUUCCGUUGUAUAUGCAACUUGUCUUUAAUACAGACACUUUACAAUCGUGUUAUGUGAACGAACGACUCGUGAUUGAAAUCAUGUUCUUAUUAAGAAUUGUAAGAAUGUUUAGAAUAAUGCAUCUCGUGAAACACUACCAAGCGCUGAAGAUAUUGGUGUAUGCUCUCAAGGCCAGUGUCCAGGAGUUGCUCAUGCUGGCUAUAUUCCUCCUCAUCGGCAUGCUUGUAUUUGCAUCCAUGAUUUACUAUGCAGAGCGAAAGAACGCCGUUCAACCAAGCGAUACUUUCAACACCAUCCCAAUGGGAUUCUGGUGGGCACUCAUUACCAUGACUACGGUAGGAUAUGGUGAUAUGUUUCCAACCCAACCAAUCGGGUAUUGUGUAGGGGCCGCUUGCGCUAUCAGUGGAGUAUUGAUGGAAGCACUUACCUUUCCUGUUAUAUCAAACAACUUCACACUCUUUUACACGCAUGUGCGAUCACGUGGGACAAAGGAGGAGGAGCGUGACAGAUACAGAAAUAGCAUGAGCACGUGCGUCAAUAACCCGUUUAGAGAGGAUACAGCAACUGUGAAUUCGGAGGAGGACGGAUACGGGACCAUCUCAUUGUUGGAGGAAAAGAGGAAAUCGUCUGAAUCGGUUAUAGACUCAUAUAUGAACGGUCAUGCAGCACUUAAGCACUUUCCUGGCAGAAAAUCACAAAAAUAUAAGCACUUCAAAAAAAUUCCCGAAGCUACGUCAAUGAACGACAUCAUCAUUCGUAAUUCGGAUUUUGACAUCAGCGGACCAGACAGUGAUAAAGCGAGGUCCGACGAUGGGGUCGCUUAUGCUGGAGAGACUUUAUUGUAAUACCAAUACAUGGUUACACCGUUUUGUUUUUGUUGUUUACCAUCUACUGGCUUCACUAUGAUUCCCUCCAACUCUUUUAAGACCUCUACUAACUUGGUCUUACAGAAAUCUCGCACUACAAAUAACAGGAAUACCAAAAAAUGCAUCCGUUCGUCCGUCCUUCCAUUGUAAUAUCAAUAAUACCAACUAUGGUUAGCAAAAUGAAUGGCGAUAUAUGAUAGGAGUAUAAAUGAUUAUUGGGUGACGGAAUGAUUUAAGAUCCUUUUCUCGUAUAAAUAGAAAAGAAAAAACUGUCUAAAGUGCACAAAAAGUAGAAUGACUAACACGAAACAUCUACAACACAUCACCCUAUUAAUUCAUGAUCUGUUAAGCAUCUAAAUCACCCCUGUCAAUACCCUUCUAAUGGUCUGGGAUGGUAUCUACAUCACUCCUGUCAAUACCCUUCUAAUGGUCUGGGAUGGUAUCUACAUCACUCCUGUCAAUACCCUUCUAAUGGUCUAGGAUGGUUUCUAAAUCACCCCUGUCAAUACCCUUCUAAUGGUCUGGGAUGGUAUCUACAUCACCCCUGUCAAUACCCUUCUAAUGGUCUGGGAUGGUAUCUACAUCACUCCUGUCAAUACCCUUCUAAUAAUCUGGGAUGGUAUCUACAUCACCCCUGUCAAUACCCUUCUAAUGGUCUGGGAAUGUAUCUACAUCACUCCUGUCAAUACCCUUCUAAUGGUCUAGGAUGGUAUCUACAUCACCCCUGUCAAUACCCUUCUAAUGGUCUGGGAUGGUAUCUACAUCACACCUGUCAAUACCCUUCUAAUGGUCUGGGAUGGUAUCUACAUCACCCCUGUCAAUACCCUUCUAAUGGUCUAGUAUGGUAUCUACAUCACCCCUGUCAAUACCCUUGUAAUGGUCUAAGAUGGUAUCUACAUCACCCCUGUCAAUACCCUUCUAAUGGUCUGGAAUUUUUUCUACAUCAUCCCUGUCAAUACUCUCCUAAUGGUCUGGGAUGGUAUCUACAUCACCCCUGUCAAUACCCUUCUAAUGGUCUGGGAUGAUAUCUACAUCACCCCUGUCAAUACCCUUCUAAUGUUCUGGGAUGGUAUCUACAUCUUUUCUGUCAAUACCCUUCUAAUGGUCUGGGAUGGUAUCUACAUCACCCCUGUCAAUACCCUUCUAAUGGUCUGGGAUGGUAUCUACAUCUUUUCUGUCAAUACCCUUCUAAUGGUCUGGGAUGGUAUCUACAUCACCGCUGUCAAUACCCUUCUAAUGAUCUGGGAUGGUAUCUACAUUACCCCUGUCAAUACCCUUCUAAUGGUCUGGAAUUUUUUCUACAUCACCCCUGUCAAUACCCUUCUAAUGGUCUGGGAAUGUAUCUACAUCACCCCUGUCAAUACCCUUCUAAUGGUCUGGGAUGGUAUCUACAUCUUUUCUGUCAAUACCCUUCUAAUGGUCUGGGAUGGUAUCUACAUCACCCCUGUCAAUACCCUUCUAAUGGUCUGGGAUGGUAUCUACAUCACUUCUGUCAAUACCCUUCUAAUGGUCUGGAAUGAUAUCUACAUCACCUCUGUCAAUACCCUUCUAAUGGUCUGGGAUGGUAUCUACAUCACUUCUGUCAAUACCCUUCUAAUGGUCUGGGAUGGUAUCUACAUCACUUCUGUCAAUACCCUUCUAAUGGUCUGGGAUGGUAUCUACAUCACCCCUGUCAAUACCCUUCUAAUGGUCUAGGAUGGUAUCUACAUCACCCCUGUCAAUACCCUUCUAAUGGUCUGGGAUGGUAUCUACGUCAGCCGUGUCAAUAUCCUUCUAAUGGUCUGGGAUGGUUUCUACGUCACCCCUGUCAAUACCCCUCUAAUGGUCUGGAAUGUUAUCUACAUUUCCCCUGUCAAUACCCUUCUAAUGGUCUGGAAUGUUAUCUACAUCACCCUGUCAAUACCCUUCUAAUGGUCUGGGAUGGUAUCUACGUCACCCGUGUCAAUAUCCUUCUAAUGGUCUGGGAUGGUUUCUACGUCACCCCUGUCAAUACCCUUCUAAUGGUCUGGAAUGCUAUCUACAAUUCCCCUGUCAAUACCCUUCUAAUGGUCUGGGAUGGUAUCUACGUCACCCGUGUCAAUAUCUUUCUAAUGGUCUGGGAUGGUUUCUACGUCACCCCUGUCAAUACCCUUCUAAUGGUCUGGGAUGAUAUCUAUAUUUCCCCUGUCAAUACCCUUCUAAUGGUCUAGGAUGGUAUCUACAUCACCCCUGUCAAUACCCUUCUAAUGGUCUGGGAUGGUAUCUACGUCACCCCUGUCAAUACCCUUCUUAUGGUCUGGGAUGGUUUCUACAUCACCCCUGUCAAUACCCUUCUAAUGGUCUGGAAUGAUAUCUACAUCACCCCUGUCAAUACCCUUCUAAUGGUCUGGGAUGGUUUCUACGUCACCCCUGUCAAUACCCUUCUAAUGGUCUGGAAUGAUAUCUACAUCACCCCUGUCAAUACCCUUCUAAUGAUCUGGGAUGGUAUCUACAUCACCCCUGUCAAUACCCUUCUAAUGGUCUGGGAUGGUAUCUACAUCACCGCUGUCAAUACCCUUCUAAUGGUCUGGGAUGAUAUCUACAUCACCCCUGUCAAUACCCUUCUAAUAAUGGUCUGGAAUGAUAUCUAAAUCACUCCUAUUAAUACCCUUCUAAUGAUCUGGAAUGGUUUCUACAUCACCCCUGUCAAUACCCCCUUCUAAUGGUCUGGGAUGGUAUAUACAUCACCUCUGUCAAUACCCUUCUAAUGGUCUGGGAUGAUAUCUACAUCACCCCUGUGAAUACCCUUCUAAUGGUCUGGGAUGAUAUCUACAUCACCCCUGUCAAUACCCUUCUAAUGGUCUGGGAUGGUAUCUACAUCACCCCUGUCAAUACCCUUCUAAUGGUCUGGAAUGAUAUCUACAUCACCCCUGUCAAUACCCUUCUAAUGGUCUGGGAUGGUUUCUACAUCACCCCUGUCAAUACCCUUCUAAUGGUCUGGAAUGAUAUCUACAUCACCCCUGUCAAUACCCUUCUAAUGGUCUGGAAUGAUAUCUACAUCACCCCUGUCAAUACCCUUCUAAUGGUCUGGGAUGGUAAAAAUGUCCAUUAUAUCGCAAUGUUAUCAAAUGCAUACAUAAAAGCCUGCUCGCUCAAUGUGUCUUUAAACGGCUUGUACAUAACUAAUGGCGGCUAAACCUCAAUGUACUGAUGUACUGGUUACCUGUUCUGAUGUACUGGUUACGUGUUCUGAUGUACUGAAAUGUAAGUUUACAUCCAAUGGCAUGUGUUAUCCCCGUAAUAUAUCGAUUUUAUUGUAAAUAGAACAUUGUCCAAUUUCACGUGCGGCCUAUGCAUUUUGAACGUGCUCUAAAGCAAAGUCAGGUAGACGAUCGGGGGAGGAAUGUCACUCCCGCCACGGUGAUAGCUUUGUGUUGAUUCGGAGGACCUGAACUUUACGUUGGAAUUGAGUACAUCGUUGCUUGGAUUGAUUCCUUCUAUCUAGAUGUGUGUAUUUUAGGAUGUUUGCGUCUUACUAAUUGUUGAAAUGGUUUAUCGUGACCCGGAUGUAGUUAUACCUGGGAAAAACGGUACUUUCUGUACAAUGACUGCAUCAACAGUGUUACAUUAUCUAUUGUUUUCGUUUGAAAUCCAUUCAAAUAAACUGUUUUCAGCGAUUUCAAACUUACCCUUAUACUUAAAUAACAAUCGAAUUUUUCAAUACAAUCAUGUACGUGUGUCGUGUUUGUUCAUAUAACGGGUUAAUAGAUAAUGUCAUGUUCGUGUCGUGUACCGCUUUUGUAAAUGUGGUCGUAUACCGCGUUUAUAACUGUGGUCAUGUACCACGUAAUUAAAUGCGGCCGUGUACCACGUUUGUAAAUGCGACCGUGUACCACGUUUGUGAAUGCGGUCACGUACGACGUUUGUAAAUGCAGUUAUGUACCACGUGUGAAUGCGUUCGUUUUUAAUGUGACCGUGUAUCCGAUUGUCACGUGUAAAUCAGAAUAGUGCUUACGCUGCUUCCUGUUUAAACAUUGUUCACACACAAAUGUAGGAUCAUCUUUAUAACGUGUGUUGUGAUGAUUGUAGCCUGAUUCACACACCAUCUAUACCCAUCUUGGUACUGUACACGUUUACUAUGGUAUGGUUGAUGUCGUCUAUAUUAUACACUCUGUAUCCGGUUUGAUACUGUACACGUUUUUAAUAUGAUAAUGAGGAGUAUCGCGUACCUUAUUAAUUUUCUAAAUACAGCUUUGGUCGCCGACAGAACACCUAUUAUAGUGACAAACCUAGAAAUAGGCGGAGUGAUUUAGGCGAUAAACUGUACACGUUUUACUACAAUGGUGAAUUACAUUACUUCACGUUUUCUUUGUCUGCGUUAUAUUAGCACAUUUUGUCGUUAAACUGCACAUUUCUCUGUACAUGGAAAAGGUACGUCAAAGAAAUCAAACCAUACAUGUAGCUAAUUAGAUAUCAGAGAGCAUGAAUGAAGAUGCUAUUGCGAUGCUAUCAUCCAAAGAAAAGACACACAAGUUUAUACCACCUUAGAUAUAAAUUUGAUUUUAAUAAAUAAUUAAAACACCAUAUCACCGAACAUAGUAUUCUAUUCCAUCCCAAUACUUAGUCUACUCUACCAGUAUAGACAAUCAACUUUAAUGAUGUGUCAAAUAUAGUAACCAAGGACGACCAGGACCGGCUGUGUUCCCGUACCCUACAGCGGUCCUAGAAGUCACAUGUUAUACUCGCAUGUAGGAAUAGAAUUGGUAAAAGGAAUAGAACUCCAUUUCACAAUGAAAUGAAUUACUCUUUAUAUUCCAUUUGGAAUUGUUUUCUUUGUUAUCUAUUGGAUCUUUGAAAUAAAAGUUUAGCACCGUACGCUUUCUGUGUGUAGCUGUGUAUUUCUAUAGUAGAUUGUGUCACCAGUUACUGUGACAGGUGUUAUCAAUGAAACAAUGGGUGUUAAUUAUGUGACAUAAUUCAUUGUUUUAACAGUAUCGACGAAUAGACAAUGUGUGAUUUAUGACAUUAUAUUAAUGUUUUUACGAAUACAUGUAUCCAAAUGGCAAACGUAGUUUAUUUCUGUUAUCAAUUAAUACGUAUUUUUUCGUUGAAUAGUGUUGGAAUUUGUACAUCACCUACUGAAGCAGUAGAUAUUUAUCUUCAGAAAUGAUUAUGUAACUACAGAAUUACAUAAGUUGAUUUGGUAAAAUUGUGUGUCCGGCUGUCAGCAGUGUAAUAUAUGUAAUUAAACAUCACAGUUACAUCUCAUGUAAUUCCAGAUUAUAUAUAGUAUGACUAUUAUAUAUAUAUAUGAUGUGUGCAUAAACGUUUACGUGGAAGUGUGAUACAAUACAACGCACAUCAGUACAAAUCGCUGGUUUACUUCUCCAGUCAGUGUGUAAUAUGUGUAAUAGGACAGUGUAGUUCUGGUAUGAGACGUUUCUCAACUCUACAAGUUCUUUAUUACCUUGAGCCGGCUAAACCAUUCGUGUAAGGGUAGAUAAUUCAGUAACACAGAGCCAACACACAACAGUGAGUGGAUAUUGUAGUUAUAUCCCUAUAGCCCUAUUUCAUGACACCAUACCGGUAACAACCAAUACAAUUCGAUUCAUUUAUACAGCUACUAAAUCAACUAUUAAAAAAUACAAAUCCUCCACGUGGAUUAAGUGUUUAGCCUACACAAACAGUGAUAUCUGUUUACCUGUUAUCAAAUUACAUUGCAACUUUUGAAGGUUCUACUCGACUUAUACGAUUACAAACUGUUAAGAUAAGGUUAUAGAUACUGAUUAGUAGACAUUUUAUCGUAGCGUUCAAAUAACCAGAUAAUGAACCAAAGAGAAGAAAAUAAGACAAACUGUGACGAUAGUGAUACAUGUUGUUUACAAAACAAAUAAGCAUUGAAAUAUAAACCUGUGUUCCCUAGUGGAAUACUGAUUUGUUUGUUAUAUUUAGAUAUCAUAUGUACCCUGAUGUAAAAAUGAUUUAUCUGGUGGAAUGAUUUUUCUUUUCUUUUUUUAUGAUUACACAUUUUGCUAUCAUAUCAUUUUGUACCUGUUGCGGACAAAUGUUGAAUUUCACUUUUGUGAAUAAACUUCAA
This is a messenger RNA of Pecten maximus, 7513 nucleotides long. RefSeq names its product potassium voltage-gated channel subfamily C member 3-like. Gene Ontology annotation, molecular function: delayed rectifier potassium channel activity. Gene Ontology annotation, biological process: potassium ion transmembrane transport. Lineage: Eukaryota; Metazoa; Mollusca; Bivalvia; Pectinida; Pectinidae. Gene Ontology annotation, cellular component: membrane; voltage-gated potassium channel complex. The transcript has 2 exons. The record is from RefSeq and is a predicted model, not a curated record. The coding region runs from base 1 to 1437 and encodes 478 amino acids.